This is a messenger RNA of Owenia fusiformis, 2187 nucleotides long. NCBI's taxonomy places the organism in Eukaryota, Metazoa, Annelida, Polychaeta, Sabellida, Oweniidae. The record is from the annotation of a GenBank genome assembly.
AGAAUAAACAUUUCAAGACUUAUGGGACAACCCUCGUAGACUACAUUACUUGGACAACCCUCGUAUUAUCGCGUCAUUUAUUUUUCGCACUUUGAGGCUCUGAUUUGCACAACCAAUAAGUAACUAGCACAGCAUAUGAGAUCUCAGCUAACAAAUGCAGCUAUGACCUUUUACGAAGUAUCUAGUAAACUGUGAUUCUACUUUUACACUGACCGUCUAACUCUCAGUGUGAAUCUUCAAUAUUGAAAUGGACUGAUUAUGUUGUAUGGCUUAUAAUUAUCACAAAUACAGAUAGACUGUUCGUAUUUUGUAUUUGCUCACACCAUACAUAAUAUUAUAUUACAAAGGUCUAGAACAUUUCUGAUAAAGCCUUCGAGUGGUUGGAGCUCGAUAAAAUACAAGAGAUAACGCAGUUUAGUAGCUGUAAGCUCAAGGGGUGGUAAAACACUUUCAACAACAAUGCUUUCCAAAAAAGGAUUACGAGUUCUCAGUCAAAGGGCCAAACAUAUUCUAGAGUCAUCGUGCCCAGCUAAAUGUAUGUCAACGGCGCCAGAAGAGGAGAAAUAUAAAGUGAGAGGACGCAAUGUCUUGGAUGUGAUGAAAGAACGUCCUCUGGUAGGAGAUGGUGGGAUGGUAAUUGCUUUGGAAAAACGAGGCUACGUCACAGCAGGAAACUGGACGCCAGAGGCUGUGUUGGAAUACCCUGAAGCGGUGCGACAGCUUCACAGAGAGUUUCUAAGGGCAGGAUCAGAUGUUCUCCAAUCAUUCACUUUCUAUGCAGCUGAGGGUAAACUCAAGUCCAGCAGCACGGGCAAGAACUAUACUGUGGCAGAGAUCAAUCAGGCGGGAUGUGAUUUAGUGAAGGAGGUGGCAGCAGAGGGCGAUGCUCUUACGUGUGGAGGUCUUUCACCAACUCCCUCAUAUGGCCAGGGUAAAGGAAAACAAGCUGUACAAGAUGAGUUCAGAAAACAAGUUGAAAUUUACAUGGAGCAUGAUCUCGACUUUAUGCUUGCUGAGUUCUUUGCUACGAUAGAGGAGACGGAGUGGGCCAUAGAGGUUAUGAAGGCUUCAGGCAAGCCAUGUGGCGCCACCAUGAGGAUAGGACCAACAUCAGAUAAAUCAGAUGUAGAUUCUGGGGAAUGUGCUGUUAGAAUGGCCGCAGCAGGGGCUGACCUAGUGGGCGUCAACUGCUCAUUUGGGCCAGUUACCAGUUUAAAGACAAUUGAAAAAAUGAAAACAAGCCUUGAUGCUGCUGGCUUAGAACCUUUCUUAGUUAUGCAGCCUGUUGCAUUCCACACUGGUGACUGUGAACACAAUAAGGAUGGAUACCAUGAAGUUCCCGAAUUUCCACUAGCCCUUGAAUCCAGAUCCAUAACAAGGUGGGAUGCAAGGAAAUAUGCAAGAGCAGCUUAUGAUCUUGGAGUACGAUAUAUCGGAGGGUGUUGCGGCUUUGAACCUUAUCAUAUCAGAGAAAUCGCAGAAGAGGUUCAUACAUUAUUGUAUUUCCUGAGGAAUUUUAUAAUUGUGCAUUAUUGCUGUGUAUUUUACAACACUGCAUAAAUGGUAGUUCUGAAUUUUUAUUUCGUUGCAAAUAAACCAUCAUCCUAGAUAUCAUGUCAAAUAGAUUCACUUAUCACUGUUUAGCAAUGUAAAUGCUGAAUGUUCAUCACCAUAAGUUUGACGAUGCCACGUUCAACAAUAGUCCACCCGUUAAGCUCAGUAGUAGAGCGUAUACCAGUCAUAACGCAUAGGUCACGGAUUCGAUCAUGGUCCUAGGGUUAGCGUUAAGCUUGCCCCUGAGAGAGGCAGUCGGCCACCUGGUGCAGAUAAGAACGAACAUUUUGGUGAAGCAAUAAAAUAUUCCCUGUUGGAGUAUAUGAGAAACAGGGUUGGUAAAGACUACUGGUAUGGAAUAAAUGCAAAGAGACCAAGUCCUUAAAGAUUAACAAUCAAAUUUCCAUUUUACUGAACAUUUUCUGAAAAUAGGAAUGAAAUAAACACAAAACUGAAAGGAACAACCUGCAAUGUAUGAGCCCAGGAUAUUUUGCUGAAAGAGGGUGCUUUCUGAACAUAAUGGCUUACUGCUAAAAGUCGGAACUUUAAUAUAAAGUUUCAAAUCUGUGAAAUAAAGUUUUUGAGAGCUUUGAAAUAAAACUGUCUUCGUUUUGCAAUAAAUAUUCUACAAUA